AUGGAUGUGACUAAAAGAGACUCUGAUGACAGUACUGACUCUGCUGACGAUGAUACCACCACUGUUACUAUCUCUGAAUCUACCAAGGCAUAUUUUGCUCAGAUUUUGGACGAUGUCUUGACAAUCAACACAGGUGCGCUUGAUUCUAUUGAUGGGACAACCGCUUAUGGCUUCGAAAAAGUCGUUGAGCUUGCCGAGGAAGGUAACAGUGAGGAUGAUGCCGCCAAACUCAGGUCAUUGAAAAAUGCUGGUAAGAUUCUCCACUGUGAAUAUUCAUGGAAUUAA
Messenger RNA from Penicillium malachiteum, 285 nucleotides. RefSeq lists its product as uncharacterized. Lineage: Eukaryota; Fungi; Ascomycota; Eurotiomycetes; Eurotiales; Aspergillaceae. The transcript has 2 exons. The record is from RefSeq and is a predicted model, not a curated record. Bases 1 to 285 code for a protein of 94 amino acids.